GAAUUCGAGCUUCAAUUAUCUCUGACAAGUGACAUUUAAUUAUUGUUAAAAAUAGUUUUGAGAAAAUGGAAGAUACAAAGUCCCUCUUAAUGAUGGUUUUACACAAAAUUUUCCAAAACCAACCCAAAACUAUAGAAAACACUUUUCAACUGAUUCACAGUUACAAUAACGGAAAAACAGAUAAGAAAAACUACGAGAAGACUUUAAAAUCAAUCUGCGACUUGAUGAAUGACGAACUACCGUCCCCAAUUCUAGUCUACAUCUUGACUUUAGUGGACAUGCCCCAAGACUUCGACUCCUCGUCCCCCAUUAUCGAAAAAAUGAAAAAAACGCACGACUUUUUACCCGACAUCAACGUGCGGCCCCAUUUACUUGAAUACUUGAACAACAUAAAACCCUCAACCAAAAACCGGGACAAACCCGAAACUCCCGAAAAAAGUCGCCCCAAUCCUGAAACUGAAAAACCCCUAACCAGUAAAGCCCAGUCAAGUUUCAUCAGACCGACGAAAGUUUUGAGACGUGGUCGAAAAUUAGUCCCAAAAAUCACGGGGAAGCCCAAAAGCCUCCUCGACAUUUGUGCCACCUAUGUGGUCCAGAACGAGCUGUCUCUGAAGGGGAUGUACCGGAAAAAACAAUCAAACGCCUGGCGCUUGAUCAACGCCAACGUGUUUCUGGGCCCCAGACUCAAGCAGUGCUACAACGUCGUCAAGGAUUUGAACAAGAAAAUGCGCUGGUUGCGUGAAAUCGAGUCCGAUAAUAUCUCCACCGAAAUUCUCAUGGAAGAGUAUAAGAAUAGUGACGUUUUUUUGAGGGAGCACCACAUUUAUGAGGCCCUGCAGAACGAUCCGUUUGAAUUAUCGGGGGAGUGCGAGGCUGCGAUUGAAUCUUUGCUUGAUUAGAGUUAGUCCGAGUUUAAAUUUCGUGCCGUUCGGUUAAUGUUGGCAGCAUUUUUCAUCUUGUUAUUGAUUGUAGUUGUGAUUGGUCGAAUAAAAACGUAUUUACCAAUAGGAAAACA
Tribolium castaneum (red flour beetle) is the source of this 1015-nucleotide messenger RNA. RefSeq lists its product as uncharacterized. The transcript has 3 exons. The record is from RefSeq and is a predicted model, not a curated record. Bases 66 to 899 code for a protein of 277 amino acids. Lineage: Eukaryota; Metazoa; Arthropoda; Insecta; Coleoptera; Tenebrionidae.